Messenger RNA from Cynoglossus semilaevis (tongue sole), 3991 nucleotides. It is a transcript of the gene mrasa, whose product is annotated as muscle RAS oncogene homolog a. NCBI's taxonomy places the organism in Eukaryota, Metazoa, Chordata, Actinopteri, Pleuronectiformes, Cynoglossidae. The record is from RefSeq and is a predicted model, not a curated record. Gene Ontology annotation, cellular component: membrane. The transcript has 7 exons. Gene Ontology annotation, biological process: signal transduction. Bases 260 to 886 code for a protein of 208 amino acids. Gene Ontology annotation, molecular function: GTP binding; GTPase activity.
UUAAUAGUAUCAGCUGUUGCAAUACAAAGAUUUGCUGCUCGGCGUAUUGUUUGGCAGAUGUUGGGAGCACACUCCCAUCUGCUGCAAAAGGGCGGCGGUGCCUUGACGCCGACGGAGACGGGGGUGAGGCGGGACAUGUCAGCGUGAAGACGGGCUUCUGGUUCUGGUGUCCUCGGCCGCGCGCCUCGCGUUGCACGGUGUGUCUCAUCAGCCACCUACUAGCCUACUUCCCACCUUUACUUUGGCGGUUCAGGUAGUCAUGGCAACCAGUGCUGUGCCAAGUGACAACCUGCCAACGUACAAGCUGGUGGUGGUGGGGGAUGGAGGUGUCGGGAAGAGCGCCCUCACCAUCCAGUUCUUCCAGAAGAUUUUUGUGCCAGACUACGACCCCACCAUAGAGGACUCUUAUUUAAAGCACACAGAGAUAGACGGACAGUGGGCCAUACUGGAUGUGUUGGACACUGCAGGUCAGGAGGAGUUCAGUGCCAUGAGAGAGCAGUACAUGAGGACAGGGGACGGCUUCCUCAUCGUCUUCUCUGUCACAGACAAGGCCAGCUUUGAACACGUGGACCGGUUCCAUCAACUCAUACUACGGGUCAAAGACAGAGAGGCGUUCCCUAUGGUGCUGGUGGCAAACAAAGUUGACCUGGUCCACCUGAGAAAGGUCACCACCGACCAGGGCCAAGAGAUGGCAGCAAAACAUAAUAUAACUUAUAUUGAAACCAGUGCUAAGGAUCCGCCCAUGAACGUGGACAAAGCUUUUCACGACCUGGUUCGAGUUAUAAGACAACAAGUUCCUGAGAGGAACCAGAAGAAGAAAAAGAAGAUGAAGUGGAGAGCAGAACGUUCCACGGGUUCCCACAGGUUCCACUGUGCCAUAUUGUGACCUCCCCCGUCCUCUCCGUCUCUCACACACCUACACACACCUUUGGAUGUCAGGCGACUCCCUAACAGUGGUUAGCUACUGGAGCACAAGAGGGAGGGGAGGGGUUUGGCUGGAAGGCUGGAAUGGAAUUCUGAGGAACGACGGAAACGUGAAUCGGGAACGUUGAACCGUUUCCCCCUCAGCACAUCACAGAGCCUCUUUCCUCGAUUUAAUCUGUUCGUUCUUUCUGUCUGAAUCCAAGCCCAGAAGGACGGUGUCAGUGAACUGAACACUUGUGACUUCACCAUCACUUUGUUACCAAACGUGGCACAAGAUGAAGGACUGUUCCCGACAGGAACGCCGUGACACAGGAACUGUUUAUGUGAAUUAAAGGGAAACAAAAUGAAGGAGUGGGAUCAGAUCAGAUCCUCCCGUGAAGUGGACCUUCAUCAGUCAGCUCCUCUUCUCUUCUUCUCUUUUCUUCUCCCACAACCCCACGAUCACAGGGGAUGGAGACAAAGCCACAGCAGUGAUUGGUUCAGUGUUAAAAAAAAAAAAAAAAAGGUUGUUGUUGUUGAGUGAACUGCCAGUUGUGUAAGUAUUAGCAUGUGGUUCAUGUGAAACUUUGACCUCCAGGGGUCACCAGAGGGAGGGUGGAAGGACGCUGGUGUGAGGAAGUCAAAGAAAAGAUGGAGCAGGUGGUUCAGUGAGCGCUCCGGCCGCAUCGGCCUGUUUAAAUACGUGGGUCGGACCGUGAAGUACUUCAGUAGUAGUAGUAGUAGUGUCCACACAGUAACCCUGUUUACAGACCGUAGUAAAUGACAUGAUAUUUUCCCAUUGAUACACACAGCAGUAUAUCAGAGAUACUUUAGGUUCUACUUAGUCUCUUCCGUCACAAGUACUGUAUGAACAAAAGUGCUGGAAGGUCCAAAGGUCAGACAGCAGUUUUCCAUUCAGGUCAGUGGGAGAGUUCUCCGUCAGUGUUUCCAUGUUUUGUGGUUUAUAGUAGAAAAACGUGUUACAGCUGAUAAAAAAACCUAAUCUGAUUAUCAGUGGAACUGUUGAAUAAUCCAGUGGCGUUGGUGACAAUGAUGACAAUUACCGUAUGUUCCAGACCAUAAGUCAUUCCUGUGACUGUUCUGAAGGGACUUGUAUAUCAAAAAUAUACCCCAUAGCUCCAUAGCCACAAGAGGGCACUGUCUGCACUCAUGACAACUGAAAGCUGCGCCCAGUGAAAAUUGAGAGGACAACAACAUUUCCAUAAAGAAUAAAAAUGUGACCAAAAAGUAAAAGCCAUACAGUGGGAUUAAAACUUCAGAUUAGAAACGACGGUCAAAGCAGACAAGAAUUUAACGAAGCGACACUGGAAUAAGAUCAGGACCUGGUUGAACUCAUGUUAGUAUAUUUACGCUCUCAGAUUCUUCUGGAGAAACUCGACCUGCUCUACAGACCAGUAUGUCAUCUCAACUGCAUUAUUUUGGCAAACGCAGCUAAUGCUCUGCUACGAACCAAUACUCCGGAAAAUACCGAGCCAGAACAGGCUGAGAAGCUCAUUUGCACUGGCCGCUAACCAAAAGAAUGUGACGUCACUUUAACCUAAUCCACGCUGCCCUGGUGAAGUCAGGGCCGACGGCUUCAAUGUUCCCCGUUAAAAAACAAAACAAAAAAGUAAAUAAAAAAAGACAUUCAGUGUAUGAAUACAUGUGCAGCAUUUACUGCAGACGCAGAGUUAUGGAGGACGUGACGUGACGUGACGUGACGCUCUGAGAGCUUAAAGCCAUGAUAACUGAGCUCCAGAGCUGAAGUUUAGAUGUGGAAGAAAAAGACGGAACGAAGUGACAGAUUCUCCACGUCUGUGGCUGUGAAAGAGUUAAUAAUCUAUGAAAUGGCUUGUACUGUUAACGCACUAAAGAUUCCAUGGACUACUUUGUUUUGGCCGCGAUGUCUCUUGAAGGAAUACGUUUGGGAUUUUUUUUUUUGUUGCACUUUUAAUGAAAUUUCUGGCUUUCCUACUCGCAUGUCCAAAUCAGAAAAGGCACGUACAAAACAAUUUGAAUGUAAAAAAAAAAAAAAUUCAAACGAACGAAAGAAAGAAAGCAAAUAGGCCUUUAGUGUUUCAGCCCUGGUGCCUGACGCCUGUGACAAUUGUAACAAAGAGUCAGAGGGAAGUGAAUUAUUUGGAAGGAACUCCGUUGUGUCGAGACCAAGCAGAAAUUCAGACAACUCAGCAUGGAAGUGGAACGACAUAUUCUGUGAAUGCAAAACAGUACCGAGUUCCUGCUGUUAAAGAGAGCGAGUAAAGACGAGGACUGAAACGUUUGGAAGCUCUGGCCGAGAAUCAGUGAAGCAACAACCUCUGGAUCACGAAGAGAAAAAAACGUAACGUAACGUGUUUGAAAUAUGGCAUCAUGUAUGUUUGAUACAUUUUUGUAUUAUUGAAAAGAAUUAUUGAUAUGAUUCUUGAAUAGUGUUUUUUAAACAACUAAAUAAUUUAUUACUGUCUAUGUUACCUCAGCUUGUCCCAGACCUGGACAAAAAAAAAAGAAAAGAAAAAAGAAUUUUAUAUUUUUGUUGGGACUCAGUGGGUUCCUGUUGAGCAUCAUGUGAAGAGACUUGUAAUACUGUAUGUUGUCGACCAAAAACGUGAAAGAAAAAAACAUUAGCGUAAAAUGUAGAGUUCAAAGAGAAUAAAUACGAAACGAGAAAAAAGUCACUUUUGUUUUAAUUCUGUUUCAUUGUUUACUGACAGGUUGUUUUUUGUUUAGUCUGCUCAGACUUAAGAGCAGCUUCAGUAUAUAAUCUGAGUAGAGUGUCAUCGUGGUUUUAAUACACCAGGUGGCGCACAUCGAAAAAGCAGUAGUUUAAUAAAAAUGACAGAAUUUUCAGUUGUUUUAAAUUGUGAAUAAUCUGAAACUGGGAUGAAAAAGAAAAACCACGUGACCGACAUCAAAUCAACAGGUGGAUUUUGUCCAUCACUCGUCGUGUGGUUUUUUUUUUGAACAGGUCUGUUGUGUUGUUGCUGGUUGUGUCACACUGAGGCGCUAGACCAGGCACAAACAAACUGUGGCCUUGAACUCUAGCCUCAGGGUUGGACUACACUUCAAUAAAGAAAAACCAUUAAUGUGA